Solanum pennellii is the source of this 1176-nucleotide messenger RNA. Its product is annotated as zinc finger BED domain-containing protein DAYSLEEPER-like. Bases 1 to 1176 code for a protein of 391 amino acids. The record is from RefSeq and is a predicted model, not a curated record. NCBI's taxonomy places the organism in Eukaryota, Viridiplantae, Streptophyta, Magnoliopsida, Solanales, Solanaceae. Gene Ontology annotation, molecular function: protein dimerization activity. The transcript is spliced from 5 exons.
AUGCUUAAAUUUCAUGAUCUGGGUCAUAUGUUCAUCAAUCAAGAAGGCAAAUUACAGUCUAGAAAAGUUGAUCAACAAAUACAGCGUGAAAUGCUUUCAGAAGCUAUUAUUAAGCAUAAUUUGUCAUAUUCUUUUGUUGAAUAUGAUGGAAUUAGGAAUUGGAUAAAUUAUAUAAGUCCAGAUGUUGUGAUGCCUUGUAGAAACACAGAAGUUGCAGAUAUAAGAAAAAUGCAUAUUAGAGAGAAGGAGAAAUUGAAACAAGAAUUGGCUAAAAUUUCUAACAGAGUAUGUUUGACUUCUGAUUGUUGGACAUCAUCUACUUCUGAGGGUUACAUUUGUUUAACGGCUCAAUUUGUUGAUGAAAGUUGGAGGUUGAAUUGUAAAAUUCUAAACUUUUGUCGUAUGUAUCCUCCUCACACUGGAGUUGAAAUGGCUGCUGUUAUAUACGACUGCUUGAAAGAAUGGAAUAUAGAUAAGAAGGUAUUUUCUAUUACUUUGGAUAAUGUCACUGCCAAUGAUAGGUUAAAAGCAGCUACUAAUUCCUUGAUUGCAAUUAGGGAAAGUGUUAAGCAUGUUAGAGGAUCAGAUGGGAGAAUGCAAAAGUUUGAACAAUGUGUUAAGCAAGUUGGAAUUGAAACUAAUCUUGGUUUACGUUUAGAUGUAGUUACUAGAUGGAACUCCACAUAUUUGAUGCUUGAACGUGCUCUCCCAUAUGAAAAGAUCUCACUUGUGAAGAAUAAAUUGUAUGAGCUUUUCGAUGAUUAUACAGAAAAGCAAAAUGUUGCUAGAGAUUCUACAACUAUUCGGACUACACCAAGUGUUGCUAGGAGGAAAUCCAAAGUAUUUAAUGAAUUUAAAGCAUUUGAGAAUGAAACUGUCUCUAGCGAUGGAAAGUCAAAAUUAGAUCUUUACUUAGAAGAACCAAAGCUUGAGUAUGAAAAGUUUCAAGAUAUGGAUGUUUUCAUGUAUUGGAAGGAUUGCUCUAACAGAUAUCCAGAACUUUCAGUAAUGGCCCGUGAUGUACUUAGUAUUCCUAUUACCACUGUAUCAUCAGAAUCGUCAUUCAGUAUUGGUGGACAUGAAAAUGAAGAUGUUAAGACAACCUUCCCACAAGUUGAUUCAGAUAUGCUUGAUGAAGAUGAUCAUGAAGUGUUAGAUACGCCAUAUGUUUCAUGA